UAGCAAUGUGUUAAUUUUUUUAGUUAAUUUAUUCUUGAUUUACGUUUUAGUCUAUCCAUUUAAAAUUAAAUAUGUUGAACAUGGAAGAACAUCAGAGGAACAUAAUGGCCAAACUUCACGCAUUGAAAGAAAUAAGGGCUAAAACAAUAGAAUUAGAGAAACUUAAAGCUAAAAUAUUAGAAGAAGUAGAAGCGAAGGAAAAAGAAGAAAAAUGUAUUUCUGAGUAUAAACAAGAAAUGGACCUUUUAAUGCAAGAAAAGAUGUCUCAUGUAGAAGAAUUGCGACAAAUUCACGCAGAUAUUAAUGCUAUGGAAAACGUAAUCAAGAAAGCUGAAGAGUCCAGGACUAGAUCUUUAGACCGUGCUAAGAAAAUUCAUGAUGAGUAUCGUCCCUUGAAGGAUGAUAUUGACAGAAUGAGAAGGGACUAUCUUGGCUUAGAAAGAUUACCAGAGCUCCAUGAGCAAGAAGCUGACCUUAUAACCCCUGAUUUAUUUGCUAAGAGCUACUCUGAGAAGACCUAUAAAGAAACAUGGCGCCCAGAUGUUGCUACGAUGAGUGGGUACUUGCAUCCUUCAACGUCAGCCUUUCUUCCACCUCUGCAGCCACCUCCAAUGAUGGCCAGCACCAGCAAAGCACCCGAUCCGUUGCCUCCUCUUCCUGGCCCACCUCCCACCUUCAGGCAGCAGCCACCGCCAAUGAAGUCUUGUCUCUCUUGCCAUCAGCAGAUCCACAGAAACGCUCCCAUCUGCCCUCUUUGUAAGGCCAAGUCUCGUAGUAGAAAUCCUAAGAAGCCGAAGAAAAAAGACUAAGCUGGCUUAAGUAUUUUUUUUUUUUUUUUUUACACAAGGUUUUAUAUUUUAUAUAUGUAUUUUACCAAUGGUAGUUUGCCAGUGAUUGUAAAAAGGCAAACCAGAUUCUAGAUAGAUCUCAAAUUGUCAUCCACGGCCCUAUACCUACGUCCAAGAUAGUUGUAGAGCUGGUGGGGAAGCUAUUGACCUUUUAA
Molecule: messenger RNA, 1003 nt
Organism: Nezara viridula (southern green stink bug)
Lineage: Eukaryota; Metazoa; Arthropoda; Insecta; Hemiptera; Pentatomidae
Source: the annotation of a GenBank genome assembly